GUGAUUAAUAUGAAAUACACCUUUCCUUUCCUACUCAACUUCGUCUUCUCAAUAUGGAUCAAGAAACCAACCACCCUGCGAAUAAGGAAUCUGAAGGAGAAACAACAUCUGGUCUAAGAAGUUGGCCGGAAGUGGUGGGUCUUACGGCGGAAGAGGCGGAGAAGAGAAUCAAGGAAGAUGAUCCCAAACUUCGCCUCCAAGUUGUUGGUCCAGAUCGCUGCGUGACUGCGGAUUUUGUGACGGAUCGUGUUUGGAUCUUCGUGGAUUCCGAAGGAAAGGUUAUCCGCACGCCCACGAUUGGGUAGAUCAACCUGAUAAUGAUCAAUGAUACCUGGUUUAUUUGAUGCUUGAGUGAAUUUGAUCUCACUUUGAAAUGCUAUGUGAUGUCUGCUUCAAUAAAAAAACUAUAAGCUAUGCUGUUUCUUGUUACCAUGAAGCUUUGAAGGAAAAAUAAAGUUGGAUUUAGCAUGAAUCUUGUCAGAUAGAAAAAAA
Phalaenopsis equestris is the source of this 492-nucleotide messenger RNA. RefSeq names its product subtilisin inhibitor CLSI-I-like. NCBI's taxonomy places the organism in Eukaryota, Viridiplantae, Streptophyta, Magnoliopsida, Asparagales, Orchidaceae. Gene Ontology annotation, molecular function: serine-type endopeptidase inhibitor activity. The transcript is spliced from 2 exons. Gene Ontology annotation, biological process: response to wounding. The record is from RefSeq and is a predicted model, not a curated record. The coding region runs from base 54 to 305 and encodes 83 amino acids.